AGAGGUGUAAGAGGGAUGUCACUGGUUAUAGAUUUCUGUAACUAUAACCAGAGAAAUAAAAAGCCAGCAGCAACACUGCCUUCAGAAACGGACAGUGCCUGUAGCAACAUACCUUCCCUUCUGGAGACAAUGGCAGGAGUCCUCUCUCCUCCUCUGUAUCUGUUUAUUGGCUUCAUCUUUAUUUGUGGGCUACUGAAAGUCCUUCAGCUGUCCUGGAAGAAGAAGAAGUUGCUCAGAACUUUCAAGCAUUUUCCAGGCCCUCCCAGCCACUGGUUUUUUGGCAACAGUGGGCAGGUCAUUCAAAGUGAUGAAUUCAAUAAGAACAUGGAAUGGGCAGGAAAAUAUCCCUAUGGCUAUCCUAGGUGGUUUGGUGGCUUUGCAGCUUCCUUAGUAGUCCACCAUCCAGAUUAUGCCAAAACUAUAUUUGGCCGUGGAGAUCCCAAAUCUAUGAUCACUUAUCGGUUUUUGCUCCCUUGGAUUGGAAAAGGGCUUCUAGUCCUAGAUGGACCAAAGUGGUUUCAGCACCGCCGCCUGUUAACUCCAGGGUUCCACUAUGAUAUUUUGAAACCUUACAUAGCACAGAUUGCAGAUUCAACAAAAGUCAUGUUGGAUAAAUGGAAGAAGCUCAUUGCCAAGGAUGAUAUGACGUCUGUGGAGAUGUUUGAACAUGUCAGCUUGAUGACUCUGGACAGCAUCAUGAAAUGUGCCUUUACUUCCCAGAGCAGCAACCAGACUUGCAGAGAGUUGGAUCAUUACAUCAAAGCUGUUUAUGACCUGACCUAUCUGGUGUCGCAAAGAGUACGUAACCUCUUAUACAGAAAUGAUCUCAUUUACUCAUACACUUCAGCUGGCCGACUUUUCCUAAAAGCCUGCAGAUUGGCCCACAAACAUACAGAAAAAGUAAUAGAAGAAAGAAAGAAAUCAUUCAGGGAGGAAGGUGAGCUCAAAAAAAUCCAAAAGAAGCGAUCCUUGGAUUUUUUGGAUAUUCUUCUUUCUGCUAAGGAUGAAAAUGGAGUCGGGUUAUCUAAAGAAGAUCUGCGUGCUGAAGUGGACACUUUUAUGUUUGAAGGUCAUGAUACCACAGCAAGUGGGAUCUCCUGGCUCUUAUAUGCAAUGGCCCAGAAUCCAGAACACCAACAAAGAUGCAGGGAGGAGAUAAAGGAAACUCUGGGGGACCGUGACACUGUUCAGUGGGAUGACCUUGGAAAGAUGCCUUACAUCACCAUGUGUAUAAAGGAGAGCCUCCGUCUUUACCCUCCAGUCCCUGGAGUGGGUCGACAACUUAGCAAACCUGUAACCUUUUCUGAUGGACGCAUCUUGCCUGAAGGUGCAACCGUGUUCAUCAGUAUCUACUGUAUCCACCGAAAUCCAAGCAUAUGGGAAGACCCAGAGGUAUUUGACCCCACAAGAUUCUCACCAGAGAAGUCAUCUCACAGGCAUCCCCAUGCGUUUGUACCUUUUGCAGCUGGAGCAAGGAAUUGCAUUGGACAGCAGUUUGCCAUGAUUGAGAUGAAAGUGGCCCUUGCUCAGAUCCUGCUUCAGUUUGAAGUCUUGCCAGAUCCUGCAAAGCCUCCUAUUCCAAUCCCUCAGAUUGUUCUGAAGUCUGAAAAUGGAAUACACCUGUUUCUAAAGAAACUCAGCUAACAUAGAAGUUUUCAAGUGUCUUUUUUGUGUGUUUGUAUAUGUAAGGCAAAGCAAUUUAUGUAAUUAUGAAAUGUAUGUAAUUAAAGAUGGGAAGGGCUGCUUUCAGGAACCACCAUGGGAGAAGCUCUGACACAUCCACCCCACAAGAAACAUCUAUGUAGGAUCUGUCUGCAGAGCAGUGGCGUCAGUGGGGUUGGUGUCAUUAAUUAGAACAGUCAUUUAUUCACCUUCUCUCCUGGGUUCGGCUCAGCAGGGAGUCUGGACAACUCAAAUCUUGUGCAAACAGACCAGUCAAUGUUCAGCACUGUUCAACACAAAACCUGGGGUAUAUCUCUCUUAAAACGGGGGGGGGGGGGAGGAACUACUAUUUGCCCUGGAUCUUCCUGGAAGAUCUGGAGCCCUCUGUUUGCUAUGCAUUGCCAUUGUGCCACUGAAUGCCACCACCACCAUGGCUAGUCACUUCCUUUGUGGACAGAACAGGGUGCCUAGCAGUGCCUCAGCUGACCUCAGAACAAAGUGAUUCAUGAUGGCAGUGCACAGAGACACAGCAAGAUAUGCAAACAGCUGCAUGCCAUUGCAAUGAAGGGGAAGGAAGCAAUUCCAUGGCCAGGAUACUCCAGGCUGCUUCCAGAGUAUCCUGCCCAUGCAGACACCAUUUCAGUUACCCCUUACAAGUUGUCAUUACAAGUUACACUUACUUUGGCAUUUGAUGAAUAUUUUGAACUAUGGUAGACUUAGAGUGAGGAGUGGAUCUUAUGUGAAUUAUGUUUUAUUCUUUGCUUGGUAUUGGAAGCUGGUAUGAUCUCAUAUUUGCCAUAAUAUGUUAUUGCUUAGUGACCUCAAUAAAUGAU
Sceloporus undulatus (fence lizard) is the source of this 2495-nucleotide messenger RNA. RefSeq names its product cytochrome P450 4B1-like. The transcript has 12 exons. NCBI's taxonomy places the organism in Eukaryota, Metazoa, Chordata, Lepidosauria, Squamata, Phrynosomatidae. Gene Ontology annotation, molecular function: monooxygenase activity; oxidoreductase activity, acting on paired donors, with incorporation or reduction of molecular oxygen; heme binding. The coding region runs from base 16 to 1644 and encodes 542 amino acids. The record is from RefSeq and is a predicted model, not a curated record.